GUCCGGCCGCUAGGCGGCAGUGCUGAGUUCAGUUUCAUCAGCGAAUCAAUGACUCGUGGCUAUUCGUAGUUAUUUCCUUUUAGGUUCACUGCAGAUCGGCCCAAACGUCAAGUUGAUCAGAAACGUGUCGAGGCGGCUAAAGUUGCUUUUUUUGGUUGGGAAUUCUUCUGUUCGUUUCGUGUUAUAUUCCCAGGAUGGCUUGUUGGAGAGUGAAAUUAUUUUGACUGAUUAUUUUGGCCAAGUCGAGCUUGUUCCAACUCGAGCUGCUGUCAACUCGUGCACAGCCGAAAGCACCGCGCGUGCGGGUUGACUCGGUUACCUCGGGGACGCUGGCAGAGAGAAGCGAGAGCGAGAGCGAGAGCGAUUCUGCAGCAUGUCGGCUGAAGUGGCGAGUGAGUGUCGGCUAGGACAGGGCGACCCAAACCCCGCGGGCAAGUGUGAGACACCGAGGAGUGCUGGCGAGGAGCAGCAGCAGGAGCAGGAGCAGCAGGAGCAGGAGCAGAGAGCUCCCAAAGUCGAGCCCAAACAACAUCCCAAAGUCGAGUCAAAACCCCCGAAACAGGGGGCGAUGGACGCCAAGCUGGACGGAGGGAACAAAAACAACACGAACCACAAGGAAAACGAGCAGAGUGCAGAACCUGGCAGGCAGAAAGUGACCGAGGCUCCGCCGCCGAAAGUAAACCCUUGGACGAAGAACAGCAGCACGUCGUGUCCCAAUAACUCGACAAACAACACUCAAGAAACAGAAUCCCAGAACUCUGCCAAAGUGGUACGUGCUAACAAGCCCAGAUCCAGGAAGUCCAGUAAGUCGAGUGAUUUCAGUGACAUCACCAACUGGCCUACUCCUGGAGAAAUAGCCAGUAAGGAGCAGCAGCAGAACGCACUGAAUGCACAGGGUCAGAAAGUCCCAGCUGGGCGGAGAGACAGAAGGAGGGAGCGCGGAGGAGAGAAGAGAGAGAAGGAGAGCGGUAGCGAUGGGAGCGACAGUAAAGAGAACAGGGAGGCACAGCAGGAGACUCAUCUAUCCACCGAGCUGGAGAAGGAGGCGGGCAAAGACACUCAGAGUAGCGUCCCCCGCAGGAGAGGCUUCAGGAGGGAUUUCAGUGAUGAGACAUCAAGCGUUCGCAGCGAGGGUAGCAGUGUCCGCGGCGGCCUCCGGGGACGGGGCAAAAGUCGUGGCAGGGGCAGAGGUCGCGGCCGAGGACGUUUUGACUACUCCCACAGUUAUCGGGAAUCCUACGCUGAUGGUUCCAACGUGCCUCCGGAGUUCGGGACCAACAUGAUGUAUUUCUAUGAUGACGGGAACCGGGUACAGAUGUACACCAUCGAGGAGAGUCUGCUCAAGGAGUACAUCAAGCGCCAGAUCGAGUACUACUUCAGCCUGCACAACCUGGAACGGGAUUUCUUCUUGAGGAGAAAGAUGGACGCCAAGGGCUUCCUGCCCAUCUCUCUCAUCGCCGGCUUUCGCCGCAUCCAAGCCCUCACCACCGACAUCAGUCUCAUUAUGGAGGCAGUGAAAAGCAGUGACGUUGUGGAGCUGGUCGAUGAGCGGAUUCGGAGAAAGGAUGAUCCGGAGCACUGGCCGAUCCCUGGACCGCCCGCCAACUCCUCACACACAGACUUCAGCCAGCUGAUUCACUGUCCUGAGUUUAUCCCGGGACAGACUUUCACCUCUCUCACUGCAGUUUCAACUUCCCCAGUCAAUCAGAACGCAGUCGAGCCUCCUCCUGCCACAAACGGCCAAUUAAACGACAGCUCUGAUACCGACACCAAACCGCAGUCUGAUGAGUCGUCCACGGUUGAGUCGAAAAGUGUGUCCAGCUCGGAUGAGAGGACCGUUGAGGGGCUGUCCAGCAGCGUGCCUGAUCCAGAGAGCCAGUGGGUUCAGGUGGAGAAACGGCAUAGGAACACACCUGGGAAAAACAAGCCAUCUGAAACCCUUCAUCACCACCUUCCUCCUUCCUCUAAGUCUGAGCAUUCCCUCUUAACAGAGCGCUCAACACCGGCCCAGACAAAUCCACCACCUGAGGUUGACCAGGAAGAACUCGACUUCCUGUUUGACGAAGAGAUGGAGCAACUCGCGGCGCCUCGCAAGAACACCUUUACCGAUUGGUCGGACGACGACUCGGAUGGCGAGCUGGAUGACAGCGAUGUGAACAAGAUCCUGAUCGUCACACAGACGCCACCGUACCUGCGCAAGCACCCGGGAGGAGACCGCACAGGCAACCAUAUCUCCCGCGCCAAAAUCACUGCCGACCUCGCGAAGGCCAUCAACGACGGCCUCUACUACUACGAGCAGGACCUGUGGACAGGGGACGAUAAUCAGCUGGAUGGUACCAACGUUAAGGAUGUGGAGAACUUUAAGAAGCUCAGCAUGAUCAGUAAGGAUGAGUUUGACACUUUGGCCCCUAAAUUACCCGUUGACCCCAACCAGGAAGUGCCACCCCCUCCCCCCUGCCAAGAUGAGCCCAGCCUGGCCCACUCUCUGCCCACUGACGUCCCAGAAUCCCCUAGUGCUCCCCGGACCCCUCAUACUCCACGCACACCUGGUCGGCAAGACCCGAACAAAACACCCCGCUUCUAUCCUGUUAUGAAGGACAGCGGAAACAUUGAUGGAAAGACUCCCAGGAAGAGGAAAACACGCCACAGCUCCAACCCUCCACUGGAAAGUCACGUAGGCUGGGUGAUGGACUCUCGUGAACACAGGCCUCGCACUAACUCCAUCAGUAGUUCAAAUGCUUCUCCAUCAGAGGGCGCUCCCCUGCAGUCGGCCAGUUACGGCUGCACCCCUCAGUCUCUGCCCAAAUUCUGGCACCCGUCCCACGAGCUACUCCAAGAAAACGGCUUCACCCAGCAGGUUUAUCACAAGUACCGCCGACGGUGUCUCAAUGAGAGGAAACGGUUGGGAGUGGGUCAAUCUCAGGAGAUGAACACACUCUUCAGGUUCUGGUCCUUCUUCCUCAGAGACAACUUUAAUAGGAAAAUGUAUGAAGAGUUCAAGCAGUAUGCGUUGGAGGAUGCCAAAGAAAACUACAGGUAUGGACUGGAAUGCCUCUUCCGCUUUUAUAGUUACGGUUUGGAGAAGAGGUUCAGACCCGACAUCUUCAAGGACUUUCAGGAGGAAACUUUGCAGGACUACGAGAAAGGUCAGCUGUAUGGUCUGGAAAAGUUCUGGGCCUUCCUGAAGUACUCACGGAUUAAAGGCCAAGUCAUUGACCCCAAGCUGCAGGAGCACCUCCGCAAAUUCAAGAGAAUAGAUGACUUCAGAGUGGAGCCACCAAUGGGAGAGGAGCAGGGGGGCAGGAGACGGAGACACUCGUCCUCUGGAGGGGACGAGGGCAGACGCAAACGUUACAACUCAACCUCGUCUUCAUCAUCAAAACAGGCCCCACCCACCAAGGCUUCUAACGAUCCUGCUGCUGAAGGGGAAGCCAAGAUGGAUUCAACCAAUCGGUCUGCUUCUCCAGCAAACACUAAAGCCGUUUCGGCCAGUCAUGGGCCAGCAAACAGCAAAUUGACCUCAACCAAUCAACGGGCCAUUUUGGGGCUGGCCAAAUCAGCUUCAACCAAUCAGAAAGCGACUGCCAAGAGCACCACAGUCAAUGAAGCAACUUCAGCCACGAAGGAGAACGUGAAGAAGAAUCCAAAAUCUGAAACGGCUAGCAAAACCAAAGAUGCACAUCCGCCAAACUAAAUGAAUCCUGAGAUCGAUAUUUUUAAUCUUAAAUGAGAAGGGCUAUUUUAAGGCCAAUUUAUAUUUACGGCCUAGACCGUAAAUCACUUCUACGACUAAAUGAGCCAAACCGUUACAAGUGAAGCUUGAGUGUUACACCAUCAGGGCUUAACUGAUUUCACUACGUAAAGUAUCAAUCCGAAUGUUGUAUUCGUCUUAGCAGAAACAGCUUUUUGGCUCAUGGUUGGUGUUAACAGUUAUUCAGUUUUAAGUAGGCACAAAUGGUGGACUGAAAAUCAUCAUUGGAGUCAAAAACCAUUCUGCUGUCAAGUUUACGAACGCUGCAUCGAGUGUAGUUUGUGGACAAUGUGUUCCUGUGUUGAAUGUAAAUUUCUUUGUUUUAUCUUCUGGGGUGCCUUACAUUUCAAAGUUUUUACCCUAACUAUAUCAGGAAAUAUAUCAAAAACGUUAUUUUAUUUCAGUGGUGUCAUAACUUUCGUGUGUGCCUGAUCAUAAUGCCAUGAUCACCGAUAUUUGACGAGAAAGCGUAUUUGUGUAUUUGAGGAAAAAAAACAAACUUGAGCAGAUUAUACAGUUUAUAAUAUUGUAAUACUCUUACACUUGAGAUGGCAAUAUCAUGACAACAAAAAUGACACUAUAUGUAGUUUAUUGAUGCAUAGUGUUUGGGAUUGACUAUGAAAUGAGUGUUAUGGGGAAAAAAAAAAAACAGUAUCAUGCUCAAAGGCUCAAAGGCCAAGCUAGUGCGUGAUUGUAAUGAAAUUAAAAGUUUUGGAUGUAAGAACGUAGGAUCCUUUAAUUUUCUGUUUUAACAGAUUUAACAAACUUUGAUUUUUCGCUUAAAUUAGAAAUGUGUCUCUUUUACUUGAAGUUUUAUUUUCUAAGUAUUUUUAUUGCUUUAAAAAAAAAAGUAAGGAGUUUAUAUUCCAGGAAAAAAAAAAGUUUUACAUUCUGUUGGAGAAGGGAUUUUUUUUUCUCUCAAUUUUGAGUGGUUUAAUUGAAUCUAAUCAUAUUUUUAUUGCUUAUUACAACUUAUUUGGAUAAUGCAGCUAUAUAAUAGAAAUAUAAACUGUACAUAUUAAAAAAAAAAUUUAAUUGCUAUGAUUUGGUUGAUCUUAAUUUUUAUUGAGCUAUUCUAUUGUAGUAUUGUUUUGCGUGCGCUGGUGUGUUCGUAUGCAUGUCUUGUUUCUAUUUUUUCCUCUUUUUUGCCUAAAAAUUGUAACAUGUAAAAAUGCAUAUAUUAAAAAAAAUUAUUAAAAUCUGUUUAUAAAAACCCCAAACCUUUGUCAUGUCG
Molecule: messenger RNA, 4985 nt
Organism: Pangasianodon hypophthalmus (striped catfish)
Lineage: Eukaryota; Metazoa; Chordata; Actinopteri; Siluriformes; Pangasiidae
Gene: larp1b
Product: La ribonucleoprotein 1B
Exons: 19
Coding region: 374-3694 (1106 amino acids)
Biological process (GO): mRNA stabilization; positive regulation of translation
Cellular component (GO): cytosol; cytoplasmic stress granule
Molecular function (GO): RNA cap binding
Source: RefSeq, a predicted model, not a curated record